ACCAAUUUAUUAUUAAUAUACAGCAUUAAUUUCCAUAAAAAACAGUGAUGUUUGGAACGUGUAUUACAACAUUCAUUAUCAGAACAAAUGUUAAAUUCAUUUACAACAGUGAACCAGUUCGAUUUAUGGGCAGUUUGAAUAAAGUUCUUUAUCCUUGGAUGAACAGGAAAAAACCAUUUUGGGUUAAACAACAGGCUAAUCCUUAUACAGAUGAUGAUAUUACACCUGAAAACAAACUGUUCUUGGAACAAGAGCGUAUGAAUGUAUUGACUUGUAAUACAAGCCCAAUUAUUACUGAACAAUUGGUUCAAGUACCAUGGACACCUUAUGUUACACAACGAUGUGGUCUAAUUGCAGUGAAGUUAGGCAUGUAUCCUUUAUGGACUAAAACUGGACGAAAAAUAGACUGUACAAUUUAUCAGAUACCUGAUAAUCAUGCUAUUCGUUAUACUCCUCCAGCAGAAAUUGACAAAUUCAUCAGUCUUCUACAUCCUCGUCAUUACUGGUUAACUAGUAAACGUCCACCAUCUUGGAUAAAACAGAAACGUUGGGGUAUUCAACUAGUCGGAGCAUUUUCUGCUGAUCCUAUUGAAUUCACUCCAGAAUGGUGUAAUUUAUUUAAAGAGGCUGGAAUACCACCGAAGCGUAAAAUUUCACGUUUUCUAGUUAGUCCAGAUGCUGCUUUAAAACCUGGUACACCUCUAGGUGUGAAUCAUUUUCGUGUAGGUGAUUACCUGGAUAUAACUGCAAGAACCGUAAAUCGUGGUUUUCAAGGUGUUAUUGAACGUUGGGGAAUGAAAGGUGGUUGUGCUGGGCAUGGUUCUACUAAAUUUCAUCGUAGAAUGGGUAGUGCUGCAGGCUGUGGAGGGCCUAUUUCAAGAGGUAAACGUAUGGCAGGUGUUAUGGGCAAUCGAUAUAGGCAUGCACGUGGUUUAAUGAUAUUGAGAAUUAAUCCAAAACUUGGAUUGAUAUAUGUACCAGGUCCAACACCCGGGCCAGUGCAUGCCUAUUCACUUUUACACGAUUCUUGGUUAAAAAAUCGUCGACGUCAACUGGAUGCUAAUCCACCGCCAGUACCAACAUAUCUGCCGUCUUCUAUUGUAGACGAAGCUGCUGCCGCUGCUGGUGGUUCAGGUAUACUAGAUCCAACUAUUUGUGUCGAUAUUGAUGAUGAUUUCGAGCAGGAUAUCUAUCAUGAAUCGAUACAUCCAAGUCACAGCCCGUCUAUUUCAUAUUCAGAAGACUCUUAAGGAAAUUCAAUCAAUAAUAGUAAUAAUAAUGUAAUUAAAUAUACAUGCAUACACACCAU
Trichobilharzia szidati is the source of this 1309-nucleotide messenger RNA. NCBI's taxonomy places the organism in Eukaryota, Metazoa, Platyhelminthes, Trematoda, Strigeidida, Schistosomatidae. The record is from the annotation of a GenBank genome assembly.